GUUGAGAAGACGACCGACUCCCCAGCGGCUGAGUUCUCGCUGGUGGAGGACGUGGCGCUGCACUUCGCCUGCUUGAUGGGCCGCCUGAAUGAGCAGCGCCUCUUCCAGCCCGACCUCUGCGACGUGGACCUGGUGCUGGUGCCCCAGCGCAGCGUCUUCCCGGCACACAAGGGCGUGCUGGCCGCCUACAGCCAGUUCUUCCACUCGCUCUUCACGCAGAACAAGCAGCUGCAGCGUGUGGAGCUGUCCCUGGAGGCGCUGGCACCCGGUGGCCUGCAGCAGAUCCUCAACUUCAUCUACACGUCCAAGCUGCUGGUCAACGCGGCCAACGUGCAUGAGGUGCUCAGUGCCGCCUCACUGCUGCAGAUGGCUGACAUCGCCGCGUCCUGCCAGGAGCUGCUGGACGCCCGCUCCCUAGGCCCACCGGGCCCCGGCACUGUGUCCCUGGCCCAGCCAGCCGCCAGCUGUACCCCAGCCGCGCCACCCUACUACUGUGACAUCAAACAGGAGACUGACACCCCGGGUCUGCCCAAGAUCUAUGCCCGCGAGGGCCCUGACCCCUACUCAGUGCGUGUCGAGGACGGGGCAGGGACUGCUGGUGGCACAGUGCCUGCCACCACUGGGCCAGCCCAGCCCUUCUUCAAGGAGGAGAAGGAAGGUGGUGUUGAGGAGGCUGGCGGGGCCCAGGCCGGCUUGUGCAAGCUGGAGGGUGGGGAGGAUUUGGAGGAAGAGCUUGGGUCUUCCGGCACCUACAGCCGCCGUGAGCAGUCCCAGAUCAUUGUGGAGGUGAACCUCAACAACCAGACACUGCACGUGUCCACGGGGCCCGAGGGGAAGCCGGGUGCUGGAACGAGCCCAGCCACCAUGGUGCUGGGCCGGGAGGACAGGCUGCAGAGACACUCGGAGGACGAGGAGGAGGACGAGGAGGAGGAGGAGGAAGAAGAAGAGGAGGGCGGUGGCAGUGGAGGGGAGGAGGAGGAGGAGGAGGAAGGAGAAGAGGAGGAAGAGGCUGGCAGUCAGGGGGAGGAGGAAGAGGAGGAGGAGGAAGGGCACAGCGGGCAGGAGGAGGAGGAGGAGGAAGAGGAGGAAGGGCAGCAUAGUGAGCAGGAUCAAGAGAGCUCAGAGGAGGAGGAGGAGGAGGGGGAGGCCGGAGGCAGGCAGGGGCCAGUGGGGCACCAGAGCAGCCGGGCAGACCCCCCUCCCCAUGGCCGCAUGGCCACGCGGUCACGGGAGAAUGCCCGGCGCCGGGACACCCCAGAGCCUGAGGAGGCUGGGCGGAGGGGUGGGAAGCGGCUGAAGCCGCCCCCCGGGGUAGCCACUGCACCAGCCCGUGGGCCGCCAGCCACUGAUGGGCUGGGGGCCAAGGUGAAGCUGGAGGAGAAGCAGCACCACCCUUGCCAGAAGUGCCCACGAGUUUUCAACAACCGCUGGUACCUGGAGAAGCACAUGAAUGUGACCCACAGCCGAAUGCAGAUCUGCGACCAGUGUGGCAAGCGCUUCCUGCUGGAGAGUGAGCUGCUGCUGCACAGGCAGACAGACUGCGAGCGCAACAUCCAGUGUGUGACAUGUGGCAAAGCUUUCAAGAAGCUCUGGUCCCUCCACGAGCACAACAAGAUUGUGCAUGGCUACGCAGAGAAGAAGUUCUCAUGCGAGAUCUGUGAGAAGAAGUUCUACACCAUGGCCCAUGUGCGCAAGCACAUGGUUGCCCACACUAAGGACAUGCCCUUCACCUGCGAGACCUGCGGGAAGUCCUUCAAGCGCAGUAUGUCCCUCAAGGUGCACUCACUGCAGCACUCCGGGGAGAAGCCGUUCAGAUGUGAGAACUGCAACGAGCGCUUCCAGUACAAGUACCAGCUGCGGUCACACAUGAGCAUCCACAUUGGCCACAAGCAGUUCAUGUGCCAGUGGUGCGGCAAGGACUUCAACAUGAAGCAGUACUUUGACGAGCACAUGAAGACACACACAGGGGAGAAGCCGUACAUCUGCGAGAUCUGCGGCAAGAGCUUCACCAGCCGGCCCAACAUGAAGCGGCACCGGCGCACGCACACGGGCGAGAAGCCGUACCCGUGCGACGUCUGCGGCCAGCGCUUCCGCUUCUCCAACAUGCUCAAGGCCCACAAGGAGAAGUGCUUCCGCGUCAGCCAUCCGCUGGCCGGCGACAGCGGCCCCCCCGCCCCGGGCCUGCCCCCCGCCCCGCCGCAGGCGCACGCACUGCCCCUGCUCCCGGGGCUGCCCCAGACCCUGCCGCCCCCGCCCCACCUGCCGCCGCCGCCCCCGCUCUUCCCCAGCACUGCCAACGCGGCGGGCGGGCGGAUGAGCGCCGGCAACUGA
Messenger RNA from Galeopterus variegatus (Sunda flying lemur), 2331 nucleotides. It is a transcript of the gene ZBTB47, whose product is annotated as zinc finger and BTB domain containing 47. Gene Ontology annotation, cellular component: nucleus. Bases 76 to 2331 code for a protein of 751 amino acids. Gene Ontology annotation, molecular function: DNA-binding transcription factor activity, RNA polymerase II-specific; RNA polymerase II cis-regulatory region sequence-specific DNA binding; protein binding. Gene Ontology annotation, biological process: regulation of transcription by RNA polymerase II. Lineage: Eukaryota; Metazoa; Chordata; Mammalia; Dermoptera; Cynocephalidae. The transcript has 5 exons. The record is from RefSeq and is a predicted model, not a curated record.